AUGCGACCAAUAACCUACUGUGCAGGACAUAUAAUAGACUAUUUUUUUCUUGCCAAGAGAGUUAAUUCAAAGAUAUUCAUCAAUAUGUUGCUCUUGUUCAUUUUGACUUCAUUGGUUGGUUUGAAUAAUGGUGAAUGUGAAUUCAAAGGCAUCUUUAACUUUGGGGAUUCAAAUUCAGAUACUGGUGCAUUUUUUUCAGCAUUUCCUUCUCAACCUCCUCCCUUUGGAAUGACUUAUUUCAAGAAACCAAUUGGUCGGGCUUCGGAUGGCAGGCUCAUCAUUGAUUUUGUUGCUCAAGCUAUUGGAAUUCCAUAUUUGAAUCCAUAUCUAGAAUCAAUAGGAUCUGAUUUUAAACAUGGAGCCAACUAUGCUACAUUGGAUUCCUAUGUGCUUUUUCCUAAUACUCCAGUCUAUAUAUCUGAUAUUAGCCCUUUCUUCCUUCCUAUUCAGCUCAGCCAAAUGAAACAAUUUGUCACCAAAGUUACAGAAGCUGAUCAACAAGGUACAAAAUGCAGUUCAGAUACAAAACUUCCUUCGCCGGAUAUAUUUGGAAAAUCUCUAUAUACAUUAUAUAUUGGCCAAAAUGAUUUCACUAACAAGUUAGCAGAUAUUGGCAAAGGUGGAAUGGGAGAGAUUCUCUCUCAAAUUGUUUCACAAAUUGCUGCAACCAUUAAAGAGCUGUAUGAUCUUGGUGGAAGAACAUUCAUGGUAUUUAAUCUUGCACCAGUAGGGUGUUACCCUGCACUCCUAGCCGGGAUUCCUCGUAAUAGUACAGAUCUCGAUGAAUUUGGGUGUAUGGUACCUUACAACAAUGGUGUUGUUAACUAUAACAAACUAUUGAAGGAGGCAUUGAAACAAACCAGAGAAAGUUUAUCAAAUGCUUCUGUCAUUUAUGUGGAUAUCUACAGUGUUCUAUUGGAGCUUUUUCAGCAUCCUUCUUCUCAUGGACUUGAGUAUGGUACAAAAGCAUGUUGUGGCUAUGGUGUAGGUGAGUACAACUUCGAUCCUAAAGUAUAUUGUGGAUAUAAUAACAAGAUAGAUGGGAAAAAAGUGACAGCAAAAGCAUGUGAUGAUCCUAACAAGUAUGUGAGUUGGGAUGGGAUACACACCACAGAAGUUGCAAACAAGCUUAUAGCAUAUGCUGUUCUUAAUGGAUCAUAUUCUGAUCCUCCUUUCCCAUUUCAACAACAUUGUGAUCUUCAACAAAUAGGUUGAUCCUCU
Molecule: messenger RNA, 1221 nt
Organism: Vicia villosa (hairy vetch)
Lineage: Eukaryota; Viridiplantae; Streptophyta; Magnoliopsida; Fabales; Fabaceae
Product: GDSL esterase/lipase At4g01130-like
Exons: 6
Coding region: 1-1215 (404 amino acids)
Molecular function (GO): hydrolase activity, acting on ester bonds
Source: RefSeq, a predicted model, not a curated record